UAUUUCCUGUCUCUAUUUUGAAUAUCAGCUCUGAUGAUUAUUAUAGUUUUCCUUCUCCCCAGGUGGUGUGGUCCGCUAAUCGGAACAAUCCAGUUGAGGAAGAGGCAGUGUUGAAGCUCACUUCUCAAGGCAAACUUAUCCUGAGACACGCUAACGACACUCUCGUUUGAUCCCUAAGCAUGGUAAGCAAAUUCAUUUCAGGGUUAAACUUGAGUGCAGAGGGGAACCUCGUUCUGUUUGACAAAACCAACCACAUGGUUUGGCAAUCAUUCGAUCACCCAACCGAUACUUUGGUUGUUGGUCAAAGGUUAUGGUUAGGGCAGAAACUAAGGGCCAGUGUAUCACCAGAUGAUCCAAGUGAAGGUUUGUAUGCAUUUGCUGUCAUUGCUGGUGAAUUCACGGCUUAUAUGGAUUCGGAUCCUUCCCAAAUCUAUAACAGAAAUUAUUCCUUGGAACCAAAUAAUAAUUCAGUGUUAUUCCAAACCGGAAGAUUUGGGAGUUUCUCGGUGGCAGACUCAGCUAGUUUUAUACAACUGGGAAGCGAUGGCCACUUGAAGGCAUAUGAGUGGAAAGAUUCCAUUGGCAUGUGGCAGGGGACUGAUGUGCUCAACCCUGAUCGAUGUAGUUAUCCAUUGGCAUGUGGAAAUAUAGCUUUUCUCCAGCUUAGGGGAUACUAUUCUCAACCUAUAUAUAGCUUUUCAUUACCCCAGACAACGACAUUACAAGAUUGUCAGGAAGCCUGUUUGAACAACUAUUCUUGCAAAGCUGCUGUAUAUAGUAGGGGUUACUGCUCUUUUCUUUCUCAAGUAUUCUCCAUCAAGAAAAGUGAUCAUGGUGGUGACAAAUUCUCAGAAGCUUUUAUAAAGGUGCAGAAUUCUGCAAUUCCAGAGAGUCCUAAUACAAAUAAUAUUUCUUCACCGAAUUUCACUCCAAGGAAAAACCAGAAUACAAUAGUUAUCGUGGGAUCAAUUCUUGGAGCUAUCUUUUUUGUGUUUCUAAUUUGCAUUCUCAUUUUUCUAAGAUCUAGAAAAGGGUUUCAACAAGAUGAGGAGGAUGAUCUCGACAACGUGUUGGGAACGCCGGUUAGAUUUUCUUACGAAGAUUUGCAGAACGUCACCAAGAAUUUUAGCAACAAGCUUGGUGAAGGCGGAUUUGGAUCUGUUUUUCAUGGAGUCUUACCUUCUGCUUCUGAAGUUGCAGUGAAGAAUCUUUCUGGCUUCGGUCCAGUUAACAAGUCCUUCAUAGCUGAAGUUCAGACAAUUGGAAGCAUUCACCAUUGA
Hibiscus syriacus is the source of this 1280-nucleotide messenger RNA. Its product is annotated as G-type lectin S-receptor-like serine/threonine-protein kinase SD2-5. Gene Ontology annotation, molecular function: protein kinase activity; ATP binding. Bases 180 to 1280 code for a protein of 366 amino acids. The transcript has 2 exons. Lineage: Eukaryota; Viridiplantae; Streptophyta; Magnoliopsida; Malvales; Malvaceae. The record is from RefSeq and is a predicted model, not a curated record. Gene Ontology annotation, biological process: protein phosphorylation.